AACUACACCGGAACGCCGUCGCGACGAGACGAUGAAGACUCUACUGUGUCAAGUCUGCAUCUUGACGGCGCUCCUGGCUUUCCCGGGCGCAGGAUUUCCUUGUAACGGCGAAAGUUAUCCAGGGCUGAGGAGGCAGUGCUUGAAACGCCUGCAACAAAAGGUCAAAGCAGUGCUGGGCGACCUUACGGAAAACUGCAAAGACUUCGCCGAUUUCGCGACCUGCCUGAGAGAGAGCUGGGAGACCUCGCGCUGCGGUAACGUGGUGGGGGCAGCUCGGCACAACGAUACCCUGCUGAAAAGAAUUGAGGAGACGUACUUCCCUGACUGCCUCAACGGUUCUGGCGGGGCGGAAAAAGACUGUCACCCAGGCAAAGCCCUCCAGAAAUUCAUGAGCUGCGGAAACCGGUUCUACGACAGCGCUGUGCGUGUCUUCCAGAACCACGCCACAGUGUCCCUCACCUCCAUUUGCCCCGAGGUCGACGCGUACGACCAAUGCGCCCACGACACCCAGCUGGAAGCGCGCUGUUCGUCGGGCUACGAGAUGGCGCCCCACAUCAAGUUCAUCGCGGACGGAGUCACGCAGAGGUACCACCUCCUGUGCACCGCCCUGAAAAAAGCGGCUUUCCAGAAGGGCACGACUGCCUGCAACCGUCAGAGGUUCAUCAACGACAUGUUCCUGUGUGGAUUCCACUUCGCCAACAUCAUGGACAUCUACCGAAAGGACUCCAGCAUCAACCCAUGCGCGUACAUCGAGCGGUACAAGAAGUGCCACAACACGUCCCUGGAGACGUACGGAUGCGCUCCACCCGACCAGCUUUACAAGGACGCCGAGAGGUUCUUCGAGUUCCUCACGCAGAAGUUCACGGAAAAGUGCAGGGCAGAGUCCAAGACUGGUAACGUCGCCAUGGUGUCACGCCUCACCGACAAGGACGGUGAACUUGCGCACACAAGUCUUUCGGAUGCUGAGAACAGUUGCGACGGGUACAGGUUUAUCGGACACUUCUUCCGUUGCUCCAAAGCUUUCAUGAAUGCGACGAGCGGCAGCCGCCAGGACACCGCGCACAUUUGCAGGGCGGUGAGCAAGUACCAGCGAUGCAUGGACAGAGCCCGACAGACCACCCACUGCCAGGAUACGGUGGAUCUGAACGGCCACUUGGACUCCAUGGAGCAGCUGGUGCUGGCGAGCCACGAGUCCCUGUGCUCCACCAGGGGGAGCCAGGCGUCCAGGGGGAGCGAAUUCGCAACGGUGAACCACUAGGCUGCCACCCUCUCGGCCACUGCUGCGAUCUCUCCAUGGUUUCCCCACCAAGGAAGCAGAAAGUACCCUGUUCAUCCUGUUUACUGUUGGCCAGACACAAAUUCCUUGCUGCAUUAAAACAACGUCGCCAAUGUUUUAAGGGACAAGCGGUUGUGCGAUAGGUUGGGAAAUUCCGGUGAUAGUAUGCCCUAAUUUACAUGCCUUGGGCGACGAAGACAAUGAAAAUAGAAAUAGUUCAUAACAAACAAGGUCUAUCCUCCUACUACCUUGGGCUCGAACUUUACAUGCCACUGACCGCGGUGAAAGUGACGCACGAGUAUUUCUGGGCUUAGCUCGAGGCAGCAGCAACACAUCAUGCAAAGCGACGGGAAGAUGCCUGAACUUGAUGUAACGUUUGAUAGGAAAUGAGGUGCGGUAAAGGAGAAUGGAUAUCGAGUUAGAGGGUGCUGCACUCGUAAAAAAAAAAGCAAUGGAGGGUGGUUAGAGAAAGCUACCUUUAGAAGAUGUACUACCGAGGUGUACUGAUGUUGUACAUGUAGCGUAAGAUAGCUUGAACGCAGUUGAAUGUUUAUUUAAACUGAGCUGUACAAAUGUUUGUGCGGCAUAAGGAGCUCCAUGCAGCAACCUAUAGCUUUGUUCCUCACUUUCCGGAUCUGGCACAGUUCUACAUAAGGUGCAGUACGCUGGUCAUGGCAGGCAGUUGACCUCCAAAUGUCCCUCAGCGACAGAAUGAGUGUUGCCCGUCGUUAUAUGAUUUAAUUGUUCUACCUGAUGAAUCAAGUUCGUGGCGCGUCUGUUUUGAUCUGAGAACAAGAAAUAGUUUGGCAGCAUUAACAAAGAAAGACAGACGACUCGCUGUAGCAUCUAAAGUUAGCACCAGGCAGAAAACGGACCCCCAUAAAUAGAUUUCACAAGUGCUGAUUCGUAGCCCGGCAACCGACUCUGCGGUUGAGCGUAUCUUUCAGGUUUAGGAAACAGCUCGAAAUGAGCGACUGAGGCACGUGCUUUGCCGUCAGAGCAAGUAGGUGAACUAGCGUAUUGAGUUAUUAUUAAAAGCAUGUUCUAGAGAGAGAGAAGAGAGAGGGGGAAGCCUUUAUUAAAUAAUGUAGUUGUUUUUGUGUGGCACGAACUCUCAACGUGGUGGUGUCAGUGCUUGUAUUUUAUAGACCACGAGGCCAUACUGUGACAUACAAGGAAGAAUAAUAAAGCUUUAUUGUUUAAC
Messenger RNA from Dermacentor silvarum, 2480 nucleotides. RefSeq names its product sentrin-specific protease 1-like. The coding region runs from base 32 to 1258 and encodes 408 amino acids. Gene Ontology annotation, molecular function: deSUMOylase activity. The transcript is spliced from 9 exons. The record is from RefSeq and is a predicted model, not a curated record. NCBI's taxonomy places the organism in Eukaryota, Metazoa, Arthropoda, Arachnida, Ixodida, Ixodidae. Gene Ontology annotation, biological process: protein desumoylation. Gene Ontology annotation, cellular component: nucleus.